This is a messenger RNA of Trichomonas vaginalis G3, 2976 nucleotides long. Its product is annotated as armadillo (ARM) repeat-containing protein family. The transcript has a single exon. Lineage: Eukaryota; Parabasalia; Trichomonadida; Trichomonadidae. The record is from RefSeq and is a predicted model, not a curated record. The coding region runs from base 1 to 2976 and encodes 991 amino acids.
AUGGAAGAAUUGAUUUUCAAUCUUCGGAAUAUUACAAACGAAGAUGCCAAACUCAGAGCUGAAGCAGAAACAUAUAUCAAUACCCAUAAACAAGACACUCCUGUUGAAUUUUUUAUUCUUUUAUUUCAAUGUGCUCAGCAAAAUAUCAAUGACAUAGCUGGAAUGCAAGCGCUGAUUAUAGUUUCCUCGUAUUUAACACCGCAACAGUUCUACACUCCCCAAAAAAUCAGAUUUUUUUGGGAAAAUUUGACUCCAGAAGCAAGAGCAGAACUCACAUCAUUUAUAAUUGAAAUAUCAUACAGUAAUGACGUAAAAAUAUCCAAUAGUGCACUUAAAAUUCUUAAUUCAUUACAAAAACUCCAGCCAACUACAUCUAACGGGGUUUUCAGUGCAAUCAAAGCGCAGCUUGAAAAUGGCAAUGUCAAAGACUCUCUAAUUAUUAUUCAAUCUUUUUGCAGCAACAACAAUAUUGUUCCAUCAACAGAUUCUGCUGAUAUUUACAAUUUACUUUGCCAGAAGACAUCAGAAAUUGAUCCUUCCAACGAAAUCUUUAUUUACCUUUACCCAGCGCUACAAUCAAUGCUUCCAAUUUUUGGAAAUGAAGAAGGCUUCAUUUCUCAGAUGGAAGUUUUCCUUUAUCAAGUUGUUUUCCUUAGGAUACAUGAUUUGGCAACAAAUAUGGACGCAAAAUGCCUUCAUUUACUAUUUGAUAUUAUUUUCCAAAUAUUUUUGAUUUUGUACGACCACGACAACAGAAAUCAGAUACUAAUGAGUGAGAACUUCGUCAAUUUCCUCCUUUCAUGCUUCGAUCCAGUGAACGGAAGGCAAAUUAACUUAGAAGUUUUAAAUUUGUUCAUAAGGAUCUCAAACAAAGAAAUUGAAGCGAAAAAUAGUGUUUUAGCCAAAAAGUCCGUCGAAGCAGCCGCAGAAAUCCUCUUUUCCGACUCUCCAAAAUUAUCAAAUUAUACACCACAAAUUAAUACAAUGCCUUACCGCGAGUACUUAUCGGUAAUGUCAGAUCAGAUCCUUCAAGCCAUUAAAACAAUACUUUUCGACUUUGGAUCUGAAGAUUUACAAAAUUUGUCAGUUUUACACUAUUACGACAAAGAUUCUCUUCCUCCACAUAUGGAAGUGAUCAUUCUGGCCAAUAAUCUUGCAGCAAUUUGUGUUCAAAGUGACAAAUUUUUCAAAGAUAUUCUUCAAGAAUUAAAUAACUUGGGAGAACAGUCACCGCAAUCAGCUAUGAUACAUCUAGAAGUGUUGAAUGCAUUGUUCGCAUGCGACAAUAAUGAUAAUCAUCUGUUUACUCAAGAAAAUGAAUUUAUUGCUGACUGUAUCAAGUCAGAAGCUGAUUCAAUCUCCGAAAUGGCCAUGUUAUUAAUCAUUGGUGCUGACGAUAGGUACUUUUUCAAAGAUUUAUUCCCAUCAUCAGAACAAUAUAAAGUAAAAAUCGAAGAAACGAUAUUCUAUCGCUACCACCAAGCUUUAAUGAGUGUUAUUUCAAGCAACCGCGAUAUCCAGUUAGUUAAAUAUGCUUGUGAGACCUAUUUAAAGCUAAUUGACACAAAUUACCAGAGAUAUGUACAAUAUCAAAAUACAAUUGGAUUCAUUUUCGAUAAGACAAUACCAAUUAUCGAAAAAUUCACCAAUUUCUUGCUCGAAAACUACAAGGGAGACACUUUCAUUUUCCAAAAGUGUUAUGAGAUGUAUGGUCAUAUCAUUAAGAACUUUGAUAGGAACCUGUACAACGUAUAUGGUAAGUACUGCAAGGAGAAAAUGGAAGAUACCAUCGAAAAACUCCAUAAAACUUAUUUAAUUUCCGAAACAGUCUCUUCCAUAGAAAGCAGCCAAGCCAGGGAAGUCUUUUUAAUGUUUAUCAACUAUGCUGCAACUAAUAAUGACAGUAGAUGGUUUGAUAUUGCAAACGAUUUCCUUCCUUUAGUUAUAAAGCUUUACGAAGAAACAAAGGACUCAGAUGUGAUUCAAUGUAUUUUUAACAUUUAUAAUAUACUAGGACCAGUUAAUCAGGAGCAAUAUAAUUCGAUGAUUGAAGAUUUUUGCCUAGAAUUCUUGGGAUCACAGAACGUUGAGCAAACAAUACUUGGCUGCACAUUUGUAAUGUCCUUGUACACAAAAUCUUACGAUAAAAUUGUAAAACAUAAUACUGAUCCAAUUUCCAUGUUCAAUUCAGUUUUCUCUAUUCUUAAUAACAACUGGAUACUUGAACAAAUACUUCCUGCCGUUCUUGAGGCUCUCACGACCAUUUUACGCUACGGAUUUUGUUUCAAAUCUUAUUUUGACUCAAAAAUUGAACUAGCAGCUGACAAUAUUGAUGACUUCGAAAUUAUGACUGACGAACAAGUGAAAAAACCUGGAAAAUACAGACAAGCCGAAAAAUCUGAUUCAAAAUUAGUAAAAUUAGUCGGAAAAGACGUCAGCGAAGUAAGCAAAGCAUCUCUUAAUGAAAUCUGCACUCAACAGCAAGAACUUGUAGGAGAUUUCGGAACAUAUCCAGAAGAAGUUCAAGCCAUCAUCUCAGAACUUAUUGAUAUUAUUGCAAACAGGUUUAACUUCGUAUAUGAUGCCGAAGACCCAGAAAAUUCAUGCGAAAAUGUUUUAAUUAAGGCAUUUGAAUUUCUCAAGACCGUUGUGUUAAGAAUUGGAACAAGCCAAUUCAUCCUUGACCAUAGAAUUAAUAUCCUCAAGAUUGUUCGCAUUAUUUCAGAUAAUGAAAUUCAAAAUCCAGUUGUUUUGGAAAAAUACAUGGCUUUUUAUAAAGCAAUGGCCAAUGUUUUCUUCUCUACAGAAAUAAACAUGUUUACAAGGCCGUUCUUCGUCAGGAAGGAGUUUGUCUUUCCAAUUGUCAUCGCUCAGGCUGUUUUGUUUAGCCAGAAUGGAUUAUAUAACCCUAAAGACUUGGCAGAGUAUAUAACUGGAAAGAGAAAUGAAUACAGCCAAAAAGUAAAUUCGAGAUAA